CAACAGGCGUAACUUCCGCGCGCAGUGGGAAGCGGAGGUGAGGCCUGUACAGCGGAGGUGUUGGCGACUUUGGGCUCGUCCUGGAGGCGGUGCGGUAAGGGUCUUCCUUUUCCUGGGCGGACGCUCAGUGGUAUCGCCCGGAGUUGCUCUGCACCGGAAGCUUGGAGCGGAGCUGACUAGGAAGGUUUCUGGGUCUUUCACUGGCCAGGGGAAUCCUCAGAACCUUCAGCCAUGCGUCUCUCUGCCCUGUUGGCCUUGGCAUCCAAGGUCACUCUGCCGCCCAACUAUCGCUAUGGGAUGAGCCGCCCAGGUUCCCUUGCAGACAAGAGGAAGAACCCCCCAGGGACCAGGCGGCGCCCAGUGGCUGUGGAACCCAUUUCCGAUGAAGACUGGCAUCUGUUCUGUGGGGAUAGGGUGGAAGUCCUAGAAGGCAAGGAUGCUGGGAAGCAAGGCAGAGUGGUUCAAGUUAUCCGGCAGCGAAACUGGGUGGUCCUGGAGGGGCUGAAUACACAUUACCGCUAUGUUGGCAGGACCAAGGACCACCGGGGAACCAUGAUCCCUAGUGAAGCACCCUUGCUCCACAACCAAGUCAAACUUGUGGAUCCUGUGGACAGGAAACCCACUGAAGUGGAGUGGAGAUUCACUGAGGCAGGAGAGCGGGUCCGAGUCUCCACAAGAUCAGGAAGGAUUAUUCCCAAACCUGAAUUUCCCAGAGCUGAUGGCAUCGUCCCUGAAACAUGGAUUGAUGGCCCCAAAGACACAUCAGUGGAAGAUGCUCUGGAAAGAACCUAUGUGCCCAGUCUAAAGACUCUGGAAGAGGAGGUGAUGGAUGCAAUGGGGAUCCAGGAGACUCGGAGACACAAGAAAGUCUAUUGGUAUUGAUCCUGGAGAGAGCAGCUUCUCCCCUCCUUGUCUUAGCCUUGAAGGCUGGGGUCGCAUCUUCUUCAGGCAUCAGUAAAGAGCCAUGAGUCCUCCUC
Molecule: messenger RNA, 977 nt
Organism: Phyllostomus discolor (pale spear-nosed bat)
Lineage: Eukaryota; Metazoa; Chordata; Mammalia; Chiroptera; Phyllostomidae
Gene: MRPL24
Product: mitochondrial ribosomal protein L24
Exons: 6
Coding region: 232-882 (216 amino acids)
Biological process (GO): translation
Cellular component (GO): mitochondrion; ribosome
Molecular function (GO): RNA binding; structural constituent of ribosome
Source: RefSeq, a predicted model, not a curated record